AUGCGCAGCGCGCCAGCUCUAGGCUGUCUUCUUCUCCACUAUUGCGGCGUAAUGUCCGGGUGUUCAUCUACUGUCUCGCCGGUGUGGCUUAAAGACGGAGAGCUGCUGGUUAGCGAGCUGAAGACCGAGAUCGGUCUCUGCGCAGAGAAUCUGUCGGCGGAGGGCGACGAAGCGAAGCAGGCGGAUGGUGCGGAGCGACUCUACGACAUUAUGAUGGAGAUUUGGGGACUGGAGGCGGGAGAGGUGGCCCGGAGAGCCGCCGACAUUGCCUGCGACGAGAUCAGGCUAAAUGGGGGAAUAGGAGAUCUCUUGAAGGUCCUGUGUCACACAAAGAGCAAGGAGCUCCUCGUUCUCCUCACCCGUGCUCUAGAACAGAUCAUGGUCUCGAGCAACCGUGCCUACAUCAGUGGCCACACUCUCUUCCAAGAGAUAGUGUCCACCGUCAGCAGACAGGACGUCCCCGAUCUGAUGCAGUACGGAAUCGGGGUCCUCGAAAACCUCUUUAAGGAAUCGGCUGGGACGUGUCACUGUCUCAUUAGAGACGGCGGCCUAAACGGAGUCAUUCAGGGAUGUUGCUCGACUGACCCUGUCAUUCUCCAACAUUGUGCCGCAGCACUCACCAACUGUGCCAUGUACGGCUCCCCUGACUGCCACGAGUUGAUGAUUCGUUGCAAAGUCGAGCAUUGGUUGUUCCCGCUCGCCUUCUCAGAGGACAACGUAGUAAAGUACUAUGCUCUCCUGGGGGUGUCGUACCUGGCAACCAACGAGAGGAUUGUCGAUGCCGUGAUGGAGAGCGGUACUCUGGAUCUCGUUCUCCCGUUCCUUCGUUCGCACAAUCCGGACAAGUUUGCAGCUAGCUGUCCGAGUCACUCCCACGGGCGCUCGGCCGGUUGGCUGAUGCGACUGAAGCCUCUACUGGUGUCAGACUGCGAAGAGGCACGCUCCAUUGCUGCCUUUCACUUUGCCAUGGAGUCAACUAUCAAGAAGAAGCAGAACAAGAUAAAUGUGUUCAGUGAGAUAGAUGUGGUGGGGCACCUGCAGGUGGCGGCAAAGAAAGGCUCCAAGUUGACGGCUCUCAACUGCUGCCAGGCUCUGCGGACGGUGUGCGCUCCUCUACCGACCUACCAGUCGUGGAACUGUUCUCAAGUGGGAGCCCGACCAGGUAAGGAAUCACAGGGAGGGGUGGAGGAAACAUUCCUGCUACAUUGCCAGCAUUUCUUUACAUCAGUCAAUUCACUGGUGAGAUUGUGGGCCGAAGAUAUGGGUCUAACUCAGCUGGCCCCUCAAUUUGUUACUCAUAUGGUCACUGGCAGUAUACUGCUGGACCUGAGUGUGGAGGAUAUUCUGGAGAUGGGACUCCAGAGCAAGGUUCAGGGUCGCUGGGUCAUGCAGCAGGUCUUGAAACUCCGCCGCCGUGCCGACGUCUCGUUCCUGGACCCAGAGAACGUCUCCAAGUUUCUGAUCGACAUCCACAAGGACCUGACGGUGUACCGGGUGGACUUUGCCCGCCGACGGAUCACCACUUCUUUCCUGCCUCACCUCAACCAGGAGAUGCUGACGGAGCUCGGCGUGCAAUCGUCCAUCGAUCAGGCCCGCAUCCUGAACCACAUCAGAGAGACCUGUGGCUCCGUCGAAUCGACCGAUUCCGGUUCUCCUGGUUCAAUUCUUCCACUCACUUCCCGAUAUCGGAAAAAGUACGACGUCUUCAUCAGCUACCGGCGUGAGGGUGGAUCACAACUGGCCAGCCUCCUCAAAGUGUAUCUCGAAGUCCGCGGUCUCUCCACAUUUCUCGAUGUCACCUCUCUGGGGGGAGGGAAGUUCGACGAGGCGCUCCUGACAGUCAUUAGACAGUGUCUGAAUGUGGUGGUGGUGCUGACUUCCAACAGUCUCCAGCGCUGUAUUGGGGACAAAAGGAUCGAGGACUGGCUGCACCGAGAACUGGUCUGCGCUCUGGAGAAUAAUACGACAGUCGUGCCGCUCUGCGACCCAAACUUUUCCUGGCCACAGGAGAAGCUGUUACCGGCUGACCUGAGGACUCUAUGUCGGUUGAAUGCCGUGAACUGGAGCCACGAAUACCAGGACGCCACUGUCGAGAGGCUGAUAAAGUUCUUGAAUUUGACUCCAGUCACUCGGAGAAUGAGUAUGGUAAAAUGUCUCAGUACCAUUAGUAACAGCUAG
Messenger RNA from Geodia barretti, 2178 nucleotides. The record is from the annotation of a GenBank genome assembly. NCBI's taxonomy places the organism in Eukaryota, Metazoa, Porifera, Demospongiae, Tetractinellida, Geodiidae.